Exophiala spinifera is the source of this 387-nucleotide messenger RNA. RefSeq lists its product as uncharacterized. The transcript has 2 exons. The coding region runs from base 1 to 387 and encodes 128 amino acids. The record is from RefSeq and is a predicted model, not a curated record. Lineage: Eukaryota; Fungi; Ascomycota; Eurotiomycetes; Chaetothyriales; Herpotrichiellaceae.
AUGUCCGUCACAGGCUUCUCAGUCCAACAUGACCCAGAGGUGCAGGCUUACAGGAAAAUCCGCGCUGCGUACCUCGAAGAGAAAGCGGCCAAGAAGCGCGAAGAGAAGCUUCAGCUGCGACAGAUCAAGGAAGUACGCAGGGCGUAUCUGCAAAACAGUAAUGAGUCUUUCCUCCCUCCCACCUCGCAAAGCCCUUCAAUCCUCUCCGUUCGGCUUUGUCGACUGGCCGACUUUCCACCCUUCCACAUGCAAGCGAAGCGAACCGAGCAUGUUUUCGAAAAUCGCCCGUUCAUUGUGGCGAGGGCGGAGCCAGGACAACUCGUUGUUGACGGAGAAGGAGGCGGAAUUCGAAGAGAAGUGGAUGGACUCGGACAGCAGCGAUUCUGA